AUGACCGCUGCUUUUCUGCGAAGACGACGUUUGUCUUCUUUAUUCGCUUCUUCUUCUUCUUCUUCGUCUUCUUCCGCGAGACGAUUUUCUCGCCUGGCGGCGAUUUCCGAUAACCCAAAGAAGAAGAAGAAGAAUUCUUCUUUCCCUGUAGAAGAAGACGACGGUUCUCCUCCUCCUCCUCCGUAUGUAUUCGACGACGAAGACGAAGACGCAGAGGAACGCGACGACGACGAGUACGACGAAAAGGACGACGACGUGAUGGAGAAACUGAUGAUGAAAAGACGAACGUACAGCAGACGGAGAAAAGAGACCAACAUCGUACGCGGGAACAAGAAGACGAUUCAAUCGCCUCUUACACCUACCACUACUCCGAAUAAAGUGGUACAAAAGUACAAGAAGAAAGACGUGCUUUUCCAACAGGCGGUGGAGAAGGACAUCGAGGAGGCGAUUUUUGUGCACGACGAAGAACAGAAGGAGGAAGAAGAGAAGGAGAGAUGGAGCGCGAAAUCAGAGAACGAAUUGGUGGAGGAGUUUUCGAGGUUGUUGCGGGUAUCGGAAGGGACCAUGAACGCGCCUUUGCAAGCGUUUCGGUUCGCGCGGCGGUACUUUCUCGAACGAGAGGAUGAUGAUAGUGAGUUUAGCAGGGGGGAGUCGUACUCGCAGUCUCGGUUUUUUAAGAAGAUGAACGUGGCGCAACACCACGGGCCGUUUUUUGACCAGUGCGCGAAAGCGAACGCGUUUGAGUUGAUGAUGGAGUAUUACGGUUUGUUUGAUCCGAGGGACGAUAAGAUGGACGGCGGACGGUUGGCGAAUGCGUUUAUAUCGAGAAUGUCGAGGGAGAUGAGAGACGGGGAGAAUAACGACGAAGGAUUCGAUUUGAACGCGUCGACGACAAAAAGCGCGAAAAAGAACCGCAACCAAAGCAACAACAUUAAAAACAACAACGCGUUUUACUUUGAAUUCGUGAGACAAGCGUUUGAAAUGUCGCUGACGAAGAAUGAAUACACGGUUUCGGCGUUUUUAAAAGCGUGCGGGAAAGCGAAUCGACUGAACGAUGCGAAGAAAGCUUUCGAGAAUAUGAAGAAAAAUGGUACGCCCAAAGCGAUCGUGUAUCGUUCCUACAUCGAUUGUUGCGCGAGCUGCGCGGAUUGCGAGGAGGCUUUAGAGACGUUUCGUCAGUUCAAAGUGGACGUACUAGGUAAAGAUAAACGAAUUCGAGACGAUACGGACGCGGUGCGAGCGUUCAAUGGCGUCAUCGCGGCGGCAAAGAAUGCGAGGAACGUCAACGUUGCGAAAAGUAUUUUCCAAGAACUCACCGAGGACUUUGCGUACUUAGCGCCGACGGAGAUUACGUACGGUGCGGCUAUCACGGCGGCGGCAAACGCGUCUCCGAUACCGGAUUUAGAAUUUGCUUUGGAAUUAUUCAAUCGAUCGAGAGAGGAUCCGAGCGUUCAAGGCGACAUGAACAAAUACAUCGUUUCCGCAACCUUGUCGUGUUUACAAAGAUCGUUGGCGGUCGGGGCUUUUACCGAAUCGAACGCUAAAGCUGUCGCGUUGGCGAAGAACAUCACUAGACCGCUUUUGCAAAGGUACGAGGAAGAAUCGAAGAGACUUCGCGAAACGAACAAACUCAACAACGGUAAAGAUGAUUAUUUUAACGUCUCGUCGCAAGUCUUUAGCGCUUUAGUGUCUGUGUAUGCGCGCGCAAACGACGUCGAAUCCGCGAUGGAUAUCAUCGAACAAAUGCAAAAACUCGGGUUUGCCGUGAAUCGACACAUCCUGACGUCUGCGUUGACGGCGUGUCGACCGAGGGCAGACGAUGCGAACGGCCAAGCGAUGGCUACGAAAGGCGUGGAAUUAUUCGAGCAAUCGAACAAAUCUGUGUGCGAAACGUCCUCCGUCGCGAGUGCGGCUAUGUUUCUGUACUUUCAUCUCGGCGAUGCAAAGAAAGCGACGGAUUUAUACGACACGGUGAAGCUCAGAACGAAUGAAAACAGCACGCUGGAUAACCAAAUUCUUUUCAACACGAUGUUGUUACACUGCGCAAAGAAGACGAAAUCGCACACGUCGAGUAACAACGCCGAAAAUGCGAUUUCAAUCUUUCGCGAUAUGCGACGAGCAAACGUGCCCGCAACGGAACGCACGUAUUCUCUAAUGCUUACUGCUUUAGGAACGCACGGGAAUCGGUUUACAGACGUCGAGAAAGUGUACAAGUUAGCCAAUCGCGAUCCGAACGUUCUCGUGAACGAUUUCAUGCGCACGGCGUGGAUGGAUGCAAACGUGAAAGCACACCGAGUCGAAGAAGCUUUAGAUGUGUACGAUUCUAUUAUCGAGUCGUACUCUAACAUCGAAGAGAUUGGGGAAGAUACAAGCAGCAACGCGUCGCCGUCUAUUGUUACGUUCGGAAGUGCCUUGUUCGGGUGCUUGACCAUGAGCGUCGAGCGCGAAAACGUUGACGUUGCGGCGGAGAAGGCGUAUAAAAUUUUCGCGGAUAUGGCCAAAUUCAACGUCGUACCGAACGAUUGGUGUAGCAAUCUCUUCGUGAAAGUCAUCUCUCGAGCCGGACGCGUCGAAGAUACCAUAUCGGAACUUAAAUCUAUAAUCAAGUGCGGUGGUUCCAUUCAAGACGACACGCUCGAAGGCGUCGUGCGCGCUUUGUGCCGAGCCGGAUACCCCGAACGAGCUUUACGCGUAUACAAAUGGCUUCGCUCGAGACAAUCGGACAACGAGAACAAAAGCAUGAAAGCGACGAUAAAAACAAGUACUUCCGUUGCACCGAAACAAGUCGCGUACUAUCACUUAACCCGCGGAACAUUUCAAGAUUUGGUACAAUCGUGCGCCGACAACGGCUUUCUCGCUGACGCUUGGAAUCUCGUCGAGAGACGCAAGAAGUACCAUUCUGGCGGAAAGAUGACGGUUGCUGAAGAACUCGGUCCGUUAGCCAUGGGGUCUCUCUUCAAAGCCGUCGCACGAAACGCGGAAGUUGUCGAACAAGAGGUUGACUUCAUGAGCAAGACGAAGACCAUGGCGAAACUUGCGAUUGAAUCCGAAACCUCUCUGUUUGGCGCGGACGUUUUGUGCGCGCUCGUGGAAGCAUUCGCGCGAUCCGGCGAUCUCGCGUCCGCCAUGGAGUUUUGGGAAUACUACGAGAAACAAAACAGCGAAGCAGAUGACUUACCGAGAAAGAUGAAAAAAAUCAACCCGUAUCAAAAAGAUACCCCACGAUCGAAAAUGUACGGCGCGCUCAUCGACGAAUGUUGUCGACUCAACGAAGUCUCCUCCGCCUUGAGCGUAUUCGAUAAAGCGAAAGAUGCCGAGGUCGGUUUGAACACCGUCACCUUGGCGUUCUUGGAAUCGUGCUGUCGACGAUCGAGAGUGGACGAAUGGCGCGUGUUUGACGUGUGCGCGCAGAUGCGCAUACAGUCGGAGCAGAGAAAGUCCAUGAAGAAUCCGCAAGCGCAGCGUCCUUUGUUCUCGCACCACGUCACCGGAGAUUUGGAAUACGAAACCUCGAACGGCAAAGAAUCUACAGUCGACGCGACGAUAACGGCAGCGAUGACUCCGGCAGUGCCGCCAAAACAAUACUCGGACGCGAUUGAAAGCGCCUUGGAAAACCGGAGCGCUGCGCCGAAAAGCGGGAACAAGAAGAAGAACGGCAGCCGAGAGAGGAACAAAUAUAAAUCAGCCGAAGAAAUGCACUUCUUCGACGACGAAAUGUACUGA
Molecule: messenger RNA, 3723 nt
Organism: Bathycoccus prasinos
Lineage: Eukaryota; Viridiplantae; Chlorophyta; Mamiellophyceae; Mamiellales; Bathycoccaceae
Exons: 1
Coding region: 1-3723 (1240 amino acids)
Molecular function (GO): protein binding
Source: RefSeq, a predicted model, not a curated record